CGCAGGCAGGAGAUAUUCGCGGGACUGGUUAGAGCUGUCAUCGUCGUCACCGUUGCCCUCAUACGAUGCCGCCAACCUGCGGCAGCGGUCUCGUAGUCCGAAAUAUUGCCCAAGAACGCCACCGUUCCCGCGGUCUUGCCUCCUGUAGCCUUACAGUUCUUCGCGAUCGGACGCUGCGUCGGCUUCUUCCCUCACAAUUCACGGGGGACCAGUGGAAAUACUACUGGGGCAUCACGGAGAGCGACAAGUUCGGCAAGAUCUACGAAGCUGCCUCUGCGACGUUCUUCGGGCUUUGGACGAGCUGGUUUCUGACAUUCUUGAUCGGCCUGCCCGCAGCCACAGUCUUGGGCACGGUGUUCUUGUUUUACUGGAUUUUGGCCCCGGGCUUGGCUGCCUACCGGCGGAACGUGAGCUUCCGCGGCACUUACUUCGCCCGGACCCCGCGCGACGACGGCGUCUUUGGCGCGCUCUUUAGUGGGAGGGUCGUGCGCGUGGGCCGCAUCCGGCAGGCGAGGGAGUACAACCGGCCCGAGGCCCUGGUCAUGUCCAUGGAGGACGAAUCGGGGCGGAAGCUGCGAGUCUACGCGCCAAUCUUACCCAGCUACAAAAAAGUGCGGCCAGGGAUGCGGUGCGAGGGAUUGGUCUUGAGCGAGUCGCCCGACUUCGAUGAGCUGAUGGGGGUCUCGGACGUCUUUGUACCAGACUGCGGGGCCUGGGUGGGCGAGUACCCGUACAUCGACAAGGUGCCGUUUAAAGCCUUCUUGGCGAGCAGGGCGAGGCGAAGGGGCGGGAUGGGGGAGGAGAUGGAAGGAAAUGAAGGGUUUUGGGAAGAGGAAGGGGUCGGAGGGGAGGAAUAUGUGAGACCAGACAUGGGUUUCAGGGAGGGUGAGGAGGAGGAAGGUGAUAGCCAGAUUUUUGACAGCGACGGGGGAGGCGAGGGGGGCGACGGGGAUGUGUUCGCACGCGUGUGGGAAGAGGCGAUGCGAAAUGGAAGGAGGAGACAGACAGAGGAGGAAGAGGAAGCGUUGCUGAGUGAGGAAGACCGUGCCAGGCCCUACAUCCCCUCCGCCCUCGCCCCCGCCCCCGACAGCGCCCCUAUCUGCAUCCUCCUUGGAUCUGUUUCGAGCACUGCAAGGCCGUGA
Messenger RNA from Nannochloropsis gaditana CCMP526, 1142 nucleotides. RefSeq lists its product as uncharacterized. The transcript is spliced from 3 exons. The coding region runs from base 66 to 1142 and encodes 358 amino acids. The record is from RefSeq and is a predicted model, not a curated record.